Messenger RNA from Phlebotomus argentipes, 865 nucleotides. RefSeq names its product small ribosomal subunit protein uS7m (gene mRpS7). Gene Ontology annotation, molecular function: rRNA binding; mRNA binding; structural constituent of ribosome. Bases 129 to 806 code for a protein of 225 amino acids. Gene Ontology annotation, cellular component: ribosome. The transcript is spliced from 2 exons. Gene Ontology annotation, biological process: ribosomal small subunit assembly; translation. Lineage: Eukaryota; Metazoa; Arthropoda; Insecta; Diptera; Psychodidae. The record is from RefSeq and is a predicted model, not a curated record.
CAUUGCUCAGGCUGAAAUGUGAGUGAAGGAAGGAAGAAGUCAGAGUGUUGUUUUCCCUUUUAUAAAACCGCAUUUACACACAAAAUAUCAAAUGUAAUCGGAUAAUUGAAGUAAAAAUCAGAUACAGGAUGUCCACAAUGUAUAAAUCACUAGCAAGUGUUGUAAGGGGUCCGGUGUCUCCGUUCCUCUGCCGGGCCAUGUCCAUGUACAAUCCACACUUUGUGGAGCCCGUGUUUCGCAAGGACCAGCAAGCGGUUCUCAAGGAGACUGGAGAGGCUGAAAAACUGGUUCAUGUUCGCGUGAAAGCGGCCCGAAAUAAUGAAACUUCUUCCGUGUUCUUCGACGAUCGUGUCCGGAAGUUCACGAACUACAUCAUGAAGGGCGGACGGAAGGAAUUGGCCAGAGAUCUGCUGUUCAAGUGCUUCGAGAACAUCAAGAGAAUCCAAUUGGAGCGAUAUAAUCUUGCUACAGCUGAGGAGAAGGAUAAAAUCAAGACGAAUCCCGUGGAUAUCUUCUACGAUGCCGUGGAAAAUUGUCGUCCGCUGCUCCAGCUGACGCCCAUCAAGAGAGGUGGGCAGUGGUAUCAAGUGCCUGUGCCCGUCACCGACAAUCGCUCAUACUUCCUGUCGAUGAAGUGGAUCCUCGAGGCGGCGAAGGAUAAAGAGCGCCGCGUUCAUCUUCCGGAGAAACUGGCGUGGGAAUUGCUAGACGCCGCUUCAUACCAGGGACGCGUAAUCAAGAGGAAGCAGGAUCUGCACAGGCAGUGCGAGGCAAACAGAGCAUACGCCCACUACAGAUGGAGCUAAAUGACCAGAAGAUGUAUUAAAUAGUCUGUUCUAUUUAGUGGGCCUAAACUAAGUCAUAG